CCCCCCGGCCGGCCAAUGGGUGGGCGAGCUUCCCGUGACGUGCCGCUCCGCGCGAAGGCCCCGCCCCCUCGCCGGGUGCGCGUGACACCUCGCCGGCCGGUGGGUUUCUGUUUCGCUCGGCCCGGGCCGCCCCGCGGCCGCCAUCAUGGAGCCGCAGCCCGACAGCCUGGAGGGGUGGGUGGCCGUGCGCGACACCGCCUUCGCCGAGCCUCGCCCGCUGCGGCUCCGCUUCCUCGUGGCCUGGAACGGCGUGGAGGGCGCCUUCGCCGUCACCUGCCACGGCCGGGCGGAGGAUGCGGCGGAGGCCCCGCAGAGCUGGGCCGGCCUCUUCUCGGCACCGGCCCUGCGCGGCGUCCACCGGCAGCUGGCGGCCGUCUGCCCGCGCCUGGAGCCCGCCUUCCCCGCCGUGCCGCCCACGCUGCCCGGCGCCACCGCCGGCGGGCUCUGGGCCGUGCUGUUCCCCGGCGGGGCGGCGCCGGACGAGGCCGAGGUGCAGGAGCUGUGCCGGGAGCUGGAGCGGUACCUGGGCUGGGCCCUGGAGCUCUGCGGCGGCCGCGUGGUGCUGGACACCCUCUUCGCCUCCGACCGCCGCCGCGACGACGAGUACUUCGAGAGCCUCCACGAGUUCCGCGGGAAGGCCCUGCGCGGCCACCUGACCCGGGCCAAGGAGGCCUUGCGGCGGGUUCUUCAGCAGCAUAAAAAUGCUGACACAAUGGUGGCUUUGAUGAAGGUUUAUGAAGAGGAAGACGAAGCUUAUCAGGAUUUGGUCACCAUGGCAACACAGUUCUACCAGUAUUUACUGCAGCCCUUCAGAGAUAUGCGAGAGCUGGCGACACUCUACAAACUGGAAAUCCUGAAAUCUUUGCAGUAUGAUAAUUUGGGGCCUAAAAGAGUAGCAGCUCUGCAGAAAGAUGCUGAGGAGUGGACUAGGCGAGCUGAGAGUGCUGUAUGCUCCAUUCAGGAUAUCACUGUGAACUACUUCAAGGAAACUGCAAAGGCUCUGGCAGCAAUGCACAAACAGAUGGAACAAGAUCAGGAAAGAUUUGGUAAAACCUCCUGGGCAUCAGCUUUGCCACGACUAGAAAACCUGAAAUGUAUGUUAGCUAAAGAAACCCUUCAGCAUCUGCGAGCAAGAGAGUUGUGCCUGAAGCAGAAGAGAGCUGGCAUUCAGAAAAAUAUGGAAAACCUCAGUGAACAGGAAGAGAACCUAACUGUAGUGGAGGAGCUGGAAAUACACUAUUAUGAAACCCAAUUGGAAUUAUAUAAUGUACAGCUUGAAGUAUUGAAACAUGAAGAGAUGCUGCUUAUCGCACAGUUGGACACUUUAAGGAGACAUAUUAAAGAGAAACAGGAUGAAGUUGUUUACUAUGAUACAUGUGAAAAUCCUGAGGAGCUCAAGGUCAUUGAACAGACAAUGGGACAACAUUACGCUAACUUGUCAGAAAUGACGAUGCUGAGGCAGAAGACUAAGCAGUUGGAGACAAAGCGUGGGACUGUCUGUGCGAGGAGAGCCUACCUCAGGAACAAAAAAGAUCAAUGUGAAGUGAGCCAUCGGCAGAGACUGCAACAGGCAGAAGAGAGCAAAAAACGCUUCCUGCAGCAUCACAGUAUACAGAUUAAGAGAGACAAGCAAAAAGAGGAGGAGAAAAAGAAAAAAGCUUGGAUAAGCCAGGAACGUCAGAAAACACUGGAGAGGCUGAAAACAUUCAGGGAGAAGUGUCCAGGUCAUGUUGUUCUAAAAACAUCUCGUCCCCAGCCUCUCAGUCCCAAGUUGCCACGAAGCAUCACUCAGCAGGUUGCAGUACUGUCCCAUCCACCUUCGUCGAGAACAAGGGCAGCUCCAGAGCAGCCAAAGAGCAUACUGCUAGUAGAAGCCAAAGAAUCAGAAGCUUCUCAUCAGAAUACCCCAGCAGAUAUCCCUGUCCAGAUAUUUGUUAAUGAUGGUGACACAGAGCAACAAAAGCACAGCAAGGGAUUGGUCUCUCCAUCCUUACCGCCACCACCACCUCCUCCACCACCUCCUCCUCCACCCCCUCCUCCCCCACCUCCCCCCUUACCUCUCCAGUUAAAGACACCAUUUGCAGCAGAGGAUAAGCCACUUCCCCUUCGCUCCGAUGGCCCCACAGAGCGCCCUGCACUGCACAAACAGGAUGACUCAUCCAGGAGAUCUAUAAAUAAUUACGUAGGUUCCAUGGAUGAGGUGUUGGCUUCACUUAAACGUGGUGAAGUUCAUCUUCGCAAAGUGGAACCACCAGAUCCGUACGCCUCUGUAAAAGACAACAUCCUCUCUGCCAUAAGGCAAGGAGUUAAACUGAGGAAAGUGAAUCGAGAUACAGAGAAGGAUGUCAGUAAUGGAUCCACUAAUGAGCUAGAGAGAAGCAUUAAGGCAGCCAUCCAGAGAAUUAAAAAAGUGUCUGCUGAUUCUGAAGAAGAGGAGAACAAUGAUCAGGGUAAUGGAGAAUGGGACAGCUAACGAAUUCAGAGUAACAGACUUACUGACUGGAAUAGAGUGUGUGUCUCACUUUGCACGUUGUAGAAGACUGUUCCUUUCAAAAUGAAAGAACAGCCUGAUUGUGUGUUUUCUCAUAUACAAAAAUGCCUUGGAAAAGAAUCCUGUUGGUUUUCUAUAGGAACUUCAGAUUCUUAUUUUUGCAUGAAAAAUCAUACUCCAGUACUCUUAUGCUUGCAUUAAUAGGUAUUUCUGGCUCAACCAUGUAGAGUUUUCACCACAUCUGAAGACAGCUAAAAUGCUGGAUUGUGACACAUCAUUUAGGUUGUUACUAACACAGUAAGUAAUGCUAUCACAACAAAGUUUAAGGAGCAAAAAGCUAACUGAAAAUUUAUUUUGUUAAAUGGAAGUUGAACCAAAUCCAUGGUGAUAGAGGCAGAAUGGAAAACUUAAUCUGGAACCUCUCAUUCCUACCUCGGUUGUCCAGAAAAUUCUUUAGCAUUUUGCUUUUGUAAUACAGCUACUCUCAAAUAGCUACAUGGAUACUUCAUUUAUUGUUACGUUGUAAAGUGUGCAGUUGUGAAUAGGCUUGGUAAUGCUGAUUGGAAAAAUUGCUCCAAGUUUGAAAUGAACACUACUGUAGUAACUACUGAAAAGUUUACUUUUUAGCAGGAGGCCUAAAAUAGGGGAUUUUUAGAUGCUAAAUGUUUUUCAUACGUCUACAGUUACAAUGAACUGUUGGCAUGAAAGAGCCAGCCAAAAUAUUGUGUAUAUUUUCUGGGCUCUAGCCCUGUAAUGCAGAGCUGCAUUUCUCCACUGAGAACAUCAAUAUGUGUUUAUAGCUACUUUCAUGAAUUUAAAUUACCUGAUAGCCUUAUAAAUGGCAGAUGUUUGUAUUGUGCCUGGAACCCGUCUAUUUAAAAAUUCAGCCACAUUCAAUUUAGAAACUGUUUCUAUUUUGGGUAGGUAGUGACAAAAACGAUUCAAAGUUUCUUUUGGAACUUAUACUGACCUUUAAUAAAAUAUAUCCUGACAGAA
Calidris pugnax (ruff) is the source of this 3487-nucleotide messenger RNA. RefSeq names its product WAS protein homolog associated with actin, golgi membranes and microtubules (gene WHAMM). Gene Ontology annotation, biological process: Arp2/3 complex-mediated actin nucleation; endoplasmic reticulum to Golgi vesicle-mediated transport. Gene Ontology annotation, molecular function: actin binding; Arp2/3 complex binding. The coding region runs from base 146 to 2473 and encodes 775 amino acids. Gene Ontology annotation, cellular component: cytoplasm; endoplasmic reticulum-Golgi intermediate compartment membrane. The record is from RefSeq and is a predicted model, not a curated record. The transcript has 11 exons. Lineage: Eukaryota; Metazoa; Chordata; Aves; Charadriiformes; Scolopacidae.